AUGCACUGUCAAGUCCAACAUCAUCCACGAGUUGUCAAUGGCAGUGUCAAUACCGAUGGCGAAGGUGUAGAGCGCUUCUGGAGCACAGCAAAUCGCUUCAUUUCCAUGAUCAGACAGAUGAGCAAAUUCAACCGCAAAUCAUUGUUAACAGAUGUCGUAUAUCAUUUUAGACAGAACAAAAUGUUGGAAAUUCCGGGACAAAUCUUAAAAAAGUACACCAAUGCAAUGAAGAAGGUGAGCGAGUUCAACAUUACAAAUGAGAAAUUUUUUGCACUGGAAGAACAGUGGAGUGAGCAUGUAGAGAUCGUGAUGAUUCCAGCAACUCCUGUCGGUGUGCAAAUCGUUAUAGAUAAGGCAGAACAAGAAACCCAUGUCAGUAGGUAUUCUUACUACCUUAAAUUAACUGUUGAAUAUUUGCUGUUGAAUGACUUGAGAGAUGAAAGUGGAAGAAAAAUUGAAAUCAUUACCAGGAAAAAUAUCAAUAGAAACAAUUUUUUGGUCGAUCAAAUCAAGCAAUUACAAUCUGUGUAUGGGUAUGCGAUGAUCAACAGCCUAAAUGAUCCAGCCUUGCAAGAACAUCGAGAACGGAUCAUUGAAGUUCGAUACAAUGUAAUGAAUACAUUUGUAAAACACCUCUUGUUUGCAAUUCUGAUGAAAGAGCACAAGAUAUCUCAACCUGGCUCAUUUGGCACUGCAAAGGCGGCCAGAGUUAUUUUGUCGCUUGAAAUAUUGAAGAAGAAAGCAAAGGUGAUCAUUUCGAUGAUCAACAAAUCUGUAGAAACCUCAUACAGUACGCAGGCAGAGAUCGACAGAAGAAAGAAGAAAACAGUCGGAAAAGAAGUGGAACGGAUCAGACUGUAUGCUGCCGAAAAUGGUCUGGAUUUGCCCACCCCUUUGAACAACUAG
This is a messenger RNA of Mucor velutinosus, 906 nucleotides long. RefSeq lists its product as uncharacterized. NCBI's taxonomy places the organism in Eukaryota, Fungi, Mucoromycota, Mucoromycetes, Mucorales, Mucoraceae. The transcript is spliced from 6 exons. Bases 1 to 906 code for a protein of 301 amino acids. The record is from RefSeq and is a predicted model, not a curated record.